This is a messenger RNA of Biomphalaria glabrata, 875 nucleotides long. Its product is annotated as DNA replication complex GINS protein PSF3-like. The transcript has 3 exons. NCBI's taxonomy places the organism in Eukaryota, Metazoa, Mollusca, Gastropoda, Planorbidae. The record is from RefSeq and is a predicted model, not a curated record. Gene Ontology annotation, biological process: mitotic DNA replication initiation. Bases 68 to 697 code for a protein of 209 amino acids. Gene Ontology annotation, cellular component: GINS complex.
UAUUGUUUACAAUCAACCAUUCGUGUAACAUACCAAAUCAAAACAAAAUCAAUGAACGUACAAAAUAAUGGCGGCUAACUUUACAUUAGAUAGCAAUCCAGAUAGUUAUUUUAGUUUAGAUGAUAUUUUAGCUAGUCAAGAGAAAGUGCCAUGUACAUUCAAUACACAAGUAUCAAAUAUGGGUUAUAUGGAUCAGAGCACAACGGAUACAAACAUAGUAAGCGGCACAAAGUUGGAGCUUCCAUUCUGGCUGGCCAAGUCUCUGGACAGGGGAUCACGCAGCAUAAUAAACAUUGAUACGCCUAAAAACUACAAAGAAGUGUACAGGCAGAUUUUUACUGCAGACCCAAAUGUGGUUGACCUACAUAAACUAGGUCCUUACUUUUAUCUUUUUGGUGGCAAGCUCAUCUCGCUGCACCUCCCAGACAAUGACGAUAUUGCCAGUGUGUUGCUUAAGACUUUUCAAGGUAGAUUUAGAAGAAUAAUGGAUGGUUCUCAGAAUACAUUGAAUGUGGAUCUAACAUCUCAAGUCAGUUUAUUAGAUGAGCAAGAAAGAUUAUUGUUUUCUGCUGGUCAACAAGGACUUCAUGACUUUCAAAAGUGGGAAACACGAGAGUCAGAAAAAUUAUCCACAUCCACAAUGGUAGCUAACCACAGAAAGCGAAAACGAUUUGUCCUUAGUUCUAAGUCUAGUUAAUUACAAUAGUUGUUUUUUUGGGUUUUUUUUGCCAUGUAGAUAUUUUACCCAUUGAAAGCUGUUAAAUUAUACGAGAUGUGUGAGAGAGAGAGACAGAGAGAGCUAGCCUGGUGGGAAGGGGGCGGGGGGAGAGAAUACAUAAUAGUUUACUGAAUUUUUUUUUAUCAGUAAUCAAUGU